AUGUCGCAGCCGGAACAGGGGGGCAGUGCGCAGUGCGAGAAAGACAUGUCCACGUCCAAGAGCAGCUCGAUGUUGCGCCUGAAUCAGGAGGGCCGACGCGGCUCCGCCGACUGGCCGGACCACGGCGACACCGACUCCGAGGUCAGCGAGAACGAUUUUCUCACGAAGGGCGCCUUCCUCCUCACCCCCAGCCACGAGCUGAGCAUGGAGAAGGCCGCCACCAUCUGCGAGAAGAUGAACUUCCGAGGUGCAUUUUCUUUGACGAAGACCGCCACCGGCAUUCUCUUCAAGUUCAGCAACAUCGACGACUUUCAGGCGGUGUAUAAAAAAGGCUUUCACAAAGUGACGGGCGCGCGUUUCUACAAAAAGGUCGCUAUACCGUGCAGGCCGGCGAAGAUCUUCACGGUCUACGUGCUGGAUGUGCCCGAAGAGCUGCCGGAGGACGAUAUUAGACACGCUCUCUACAAAUAUCGAUCUAUCGUCGAAGUAACCAGGCUACCCCUGAAUACGGGAACUGUUUUGAAGGCCAUCAAUGACAAGCUAAAGAGCGACGCGCAGAAUCUGAACGAGCCGGCGACGAUUUAUACGGGGCCACCCGUUAUAAGGGUUACCCUGGCCAGCGUGGAGGAGACCUCGCUGCUGCUGAGCCGUGGUUUGGAUUUUUAUGGGGCCACAUAUUUCCCCACCGAAACGCCCCAUCCAGCCGCUCAACCCCUCGCAAAAUACAAAAACAACAGAUGGAUCGAGCUGGCGUCGAUCGGCGCGGGACAAAGAGUGAGGGACCUACUUCCGGUCUUUGACAACGCGGGCUUCAACAAAUUGCCACCUCCGGCGAGCCGUGUAAUAAAACCGCAAAGAAACUGACACGUCCCCCGUCCGGCACCCCGAAUUCUUCGGCCGUCGCCGUCGCCGCCGCCGCCGUCGUCGUCGCUGCUGCCGCCACCGCCGCGAUCGAUAACGGCGACGAAUCGAGGGAGGACGCCACCGCGAGGACGACGUUACGACCCGACGACAAUACUAAUGCAGACUACCUCGAUCGAAAUUCGGACGGUGGCACGGGGAUCCGGCGGCUCGAGCGAUUUCAACGCGACUCUAACUCUCCGUCGAUCGCGACGUGUGAAAGUACGGGGUUCGCCGCCGUACGUAUACGAGAUAAGAGGACGCGUGGGAGAAGCGAGAUGUAAGGAAAUCACACGCUUUCCGAAUCGAAUGGACAAUCGAAUGGAGGUUUGGAAUCUACGGAGGGACUUUAACGUGUAGAGAGACACAGGCGCACAAUUUCUCUUCCCUCCGGCAGCGUACGACUCGGUUAUUUUGUCUACUGCGAGUAUAGAUGUGUACCUAUACACGCAAAAAUUUGACUCAUAUUUUCCUCGGCGUAGAUAUAGCUGUAUAUCGCUAACAAAAAUGUUAAUUUACCCGAUAAAAGCGUGAAAAUUCGUGAGAUCGUACGACGAGAGUCCCGAGCGAGAUGAUACGGCGCGUCGCGCCAGCGCGACGCGUUGGACAGUUAAGCACAUAAUAAUACGUCAGCGCGUGUCGCAUGUUCUGUCUCUCCCUAUCGUUCCGUCACUCCGUGGGAAGGAUAUUGUUCAUAUCACUCGCACGCCGUUUAUGACUCUCUCUCUCUCUCUCU
This is a messenger RNA of Wasmannia auropunctata (little fire ant), 1636 nucleotides long. RefSeq lists its product as uncharacterized. NCBI's taxonomy places the organism in Eukaryota, Metazoa, Arthropoda, Insecta, Hymenoptera, Formicidae. The transcript has 5 exons. The record is from RefSeq and is a predicted model, not a curated record. Bases 1 to 864 code for a protein of 287 amino acids.